Acanthaster planci (crown-of-thorns starfish) is the source of this 7003-nucleotide messenger RNA. Its product is annotated as polycomb protein SCMH1-like. Lineage: Eukaryota; Metazoa; Echinodermata; Asteroidea; Valvatida; Acanthasteridae. Gene Ontology annotation, molecular function: histone binding; chromatin binding. The record is from RefSeq and is a predicted model, not a curated record. Gene Ontology annotation, biological process: negative regulation of DNA-templated transcription. Gene Ontology annotation, cellular component: nucleus.
CAUCGAUACAGGGUGGUCUCUGUAUGUCUCACAAUCACUUGCUAGCAUUUAGAAGGAAACGUUUUCAUCAUUUCUGUCUCCAAUUUCAGUUCUAUUUAAUUUUUUUAUGCUAAAGAAGUUCAAACCAACAGAUAUUUAGAUAAGCCUACACUUCUUACAGAACACACUGUGCAUGAUGUUUCGCCCACGUGCGUGCGUCUGCUAGCCUCAUAACCAUUGGGACCGUUUAGUGAGCCGGACACAUGCGUAGUAAACUGGUUUCGUCUGACAUGUGAGAGGCCUCACAGGGUCAACCGUUAGAAUUUUCUGCUGAUUUCGACAGCAUUCCGGCAGCGCAUUUGUUUCAGUCUCGAUAAAAGGGAGAUCCUUGGAGACUCUUGAGACAGAAGACGACACAAUGCCAGCCAACAAGCCUCCAAAGGCUCCAAUUGAAACAUUUACCUGGGAUGAGUAUUUAAAAGGUAAAGAUGCUAACCCAGCUCCACAGUCCUGCUUUAAACAGGCACCCAUACCCCCACCAAAUGAAUUCACUGUUCAUUCUAAGCUGGAGGCCUUGGAUCCACGGAACAUCACAUCCACCUGCAUCGCCACCGUGGUUGGUUUGCAAGGACCCAGGCUGAGACUGCGGCUAGACGGCAGCGACAACAAGAAUGACUUCUGGCGCCUGGUGGACUCUGGUGAUAUCAAGCCCAUCGGCUGGUGCGAGAAACAUGGUGGGAUGUUACAGCCUCCACUGGGUUUCCGAAUGAAUGCAUCAUCGUGGCCUUUGUUCCUUUUGCGGACUCUAAACAACGCCAAGAUUGCACCUGACUCAGCAUUUAAAGAGGAGCCGCCGACUCCAUCGGAGAACAAAUUCAAGGUGGGGAUGAAGCUAGAAGCCAUCGACCGUAAGAACCCCCAUCUCAUCUGUCCGGCCACCAUUGGUGGGAUCAAAGACAACAUGGUCUUCAUUUCCUUCGACGGUUGGAGGGGUGUCUUUGAUUACUGGUGUGAAUACGAUUCCAGAGACAUAUUCCCUGUUGGCUGGGCUGCAAGAACUGGGCAUUACUUGCAGCUCCCCGGAAACAAAGGUGCAACAUCAACCAAGGGCCGUAAGGCCAGCGCAGCCACCACCGUUUCUCAGCCCCGUAGUGCUACACCCUCCGCCCCUUCCCCUCCGGUUUCCCCAGUAACCAUUGAAUCCGGAGGUCACUCACCGAGCUAUGAUAACGAGCCUGAUACAAGCAGCUCAUCAUCAGACGGCUCAGUGUCCGUCUCCUUGUUCAUCAACAACACGUGCGUGUCGGGUCCCUACCUGAGCCCCCACAAGGUACAUCAGAUGCCCAGUCUCAUCGGUCCGGCGCCCAUCGAGAGGGUCCUAGCAGAGACGCUACAGUUGUGCGUCAACUCAGCCGUCCAGCAGAAAGCUGUGUUUGCAUUCCUGAAAGGAGACGAGGGUGGCACUGUCAACAUCACAGCUCAUUACGGUAGCCACACACAUUCCGUUAGCCUACAGGCUCCCGAGACGACCUCGGCCUUCUGGGGACUGAUAGACCAGCUGUGUGAGGACCUCUUGUGCUGUGGAAACUUCUUCAGCAACAAGCCGUUACAGGGACCUUGCAGUAACUGUGCUAAACAGGAUGACAGUGGUCACCAAGGUAGACACCGAAGCCACAGCGGAAGCACUCUCAAGCCCUCCACAGCUACCAAGAGAAGUCUGUCCACAGACUCGGCGACGUCAGAUAGAGGGGACCUUAAAGUGCCUAGAAGAAUCCGGACAGAAGCCGCGAGUUCCACGACGACCGUUUCUGAGGGGAGAGAUGCACGCGAGAGCAAGCCCCCUGUUGGUCCGCCAUCUCGAGAUCCUACCAACUGGUCAGUAGAGGAGGUGAUCAGAUAUGUGACGGACGCCGACCAUACCAUGUCAACACAUGCUGACACCUUUAAGAAGCAUGAGAUAGAUGGGAAGGCCUUCCUGCUCCUUAACAGUGAGAUGAUGAUGAAGUACAUGUCGCUGAAGCUGGGACCGGCUCUCAAGCUCUGCAACCUGAUUGAGAAACUCAAAACCAAGAAAUUCUGAUGGGGUCCGUUUCCAUGCCGACAGGCAAGACAGGCAAAGCAAUACUGGUGAGGAAACUUGUUUGUUUUAUUCGUAAUUCAGAAUUCCGCUUGAAAAGUGUAAGAGUGUGUGACGGUGAGACUUCUGCCUCGUUGUCACGCUGUUGCUGAGCUGAAACUGUGGAUUGACAUACUGGAGUGAUGACUACACAACAACCAAACUGGCCAUUAACUGAUUUGGCGAAUGGUGGACAUGCUGGACUCAAGUGAAGCUCUUGAAUCGCAUCUUGAUUUUUUUUUUAAACACUGAAACUGUCAUGGCUCGGCUAUGUAAAUGCCUCCCAUAUUUGAGCCCUCUCUUUGGACAUUUCAUCCCUUUUGAAUUGACCUGAAGAAGGUUGAGUUUGCGUGUUUUUCAAAGGUCAAGAUAAAGAGAUCUACAAUGCGGUGUAAGUUCUACGUACCGAAUCAAGAUAACUCAUCCAAGAUCUUACCCUCUUUGCUCAUUCCAAAGUUUAAUCAUUCGCCGACUAGAUGGAUCAGCUCCAGCUUACCAGUGCAUCCCUGAGGACAAAAAGUUACGAGUCUAAAAUCAAGGCUUGUUGAAGUUUGGUGGUGCUUUGCCACUGGGCAUGGGUAGCAGUAUUGCCUAUCGGCGAUUUACUUUGUGCAGACUUUGAUCCAUGGUCGCUGAAUUGAUGUUUGUGUUGACAACAACCAAUGAUGUGUGCAGACAAUAUUUUUGUAACAGAAUUUCAAUUGAAGGAUGAAUUGUUGUUUGCCAAAUCGUGAUGACUUGAGAGUGUGGUUGCAUUCACAAUUGAUGGUUGUUAAAAUCAAAACAAAGCUUUUUGUUUUGAUGUUUUUCUUGAAAAUAAUGUUUUAAAACAAAACAAGAUAAUAUUAUUUGGAUGUUUAAAAUUUGGUAUUUGAGACUUUUUUCAAAAAGUCAGAGUAACGGGCUGUUCAUUUUGUUCUUCAACUAUGAAUGCCUUUGUCCAUUUUUAAAAGUAUGGUAUGUACAGAUGACUUAUUUCCUAACUUAACAUGAUCAACAUGUUUUUCCUUUAGUGAAUAUUUCUGAUCACCCUGUAUGUUUUAUGUGAAGAUUGUGAAUAUAAUUCAGACUUGUGGUUGUCAUCAUUUGAUUAAUUGUUACUUCCAAGUUUUAUGAGCCUUCUGUUAACAGUGUUGUGUUACUUGUUCUGCAGAAGAGAGAGGUCUGAGGGAGUCGUAUAUGAACCAAAGUUCAGAAGUUUGCAUUUGGCAUCUGAGUUCCCUAGAAUUGUACUUGGCGAUGCUGCCUUGCCAAUUAGAAAUAGUUCUAACAAUGCCAUUGGAAAAUGUGAAGCAGACACUUUCUUGUUUGACUGUCAUGACGUUACUUUCAUCACUGAGUUUAAUUAAGAUAAAUGAAGAUUGAAUUGAAAACCCAGCAAUUCUUUUGGCUGAAUAAAGAAGAUGACAAGAAACACAGGUACUCUUCAAAAAUCAAUUACCACCUUUCUUUAACAUUCCAUUUGUUCUUGCAUGCGAUUUGGUUCCAGAAUGAUGUAUUGUGAUCAGUGUUUUAACCCGGUGUACAACUGUUGACAUGGUGUGGUCCAUGGUGUUUUAUCGCCCUAGGCAAAGCCACUGAAGCUUUUAUUCUUUUCUACAUAAUGACAAUUACUGAUAGAUAUGUAGCAUGUCCUGCAUUAGGUUUUAUUAAUAGCAAGGUCUAAGAAGUUAAUGUCACCCAACAGGUGUCAUUCAGUGGUUUAGAAGUGUUUUUGGUCCCAUCUGUUUGGCUCUAAGUAGACAGUACUCAUUAAAUGUACCCCCACGAUAUCCAUUGUACACUGUGGUGUGAUGCGGUACCAAGUACCUUGCCAUAAACCCUGUGAGUUCUGAACUUUGCAGUUUGCCCUUUUGCAGUUUAUCAUGCAACCUAAUGAGUUCUUGUUGAGUUAUGGAAUUAUGAGGUUAUGCAAAUGUUAACAAAAGAAUGCGAUAUUGUCCAGAAUGUUGUAUUGUUCAGGAUGUCAUAUUUUUCACAAUGUCAUAUUUUCCAGAAUGUCACAUUUUCCAGAAUGUCAUAUUUUCCAGAAUGUCGUAUUCAGAAUGUCUCAUUGUUCAGAAUUUUGUACUGUCAUCACUGUUUUAGCUCCAAAUUCCUUUGCUUUUUUCUUUUCCGAUUUUUUUAAUGGGUAUACACUGUUCAGGGUUGCCCAGUCCAAUAUUUUGUUCCCUCUUCUAACCCCAAAGUUGGAUACAUUUAGAAAUCUGUGCAUACUGUAGAUGAUUUUUUUGGGUAGAAAUCUCCACAAAGGUUUCUUGACUCCCAAACAGGCAUAAAAUGUAAAGAACUCUGGGGCUUUGUUUCGUGACAGGGUUUGACGUUGUAAUGGUUGGCGCUCUGCUGUAAAUCCUCCCUAAACCAUAAGCCAAAUUCAAGGUCGGGUUGACUUAGCCUGUUCAGGAUAUGACACGUUUAUUUCCUGGAUAUCGCAUGCAACUCAGAGGCAUCAUGUUGAAAUUUGCUUCAAUUACAUGAACCUCUGACCGGAACCAGCCACUACAUGUACCUGCUGCAGAUUUCAUUCCCAAUUUAUAAAGCGGACAACCUUUUGAUUUUUUUAACGUCAGUUGACACUCACAGGUGUGAUGAGGCAUUUCAUGUCCACAGCACAACCUUGACUCAGACAUAACUCACCCUCUGCUGCCCCACUCCAAAUACCUUUGACACUAACAGAGAAGACUAAAAUGCCUUUUUUUCUCGGACAAAACUCACAACUUAUCCACCUGAAUUUUUUCGUCAGAAAUCCAAAACUUCUUGUCUAAUGUAUUAUGAAAUCCGCAUUGAUGAAAUGUUGAACCAUGAAGCAUGUAGCGAUGUAACAUAAUACCAUUCCUGCUAUUUAUCUUGUACAGUAUUGUAUUCAACAUAACUCUUACGUUUUACUUGAACUUUGUAAAUUCAUUCAAAGGGUUCUCAGUGAGAGUGGAUGUUAUGUAAAACCAUUUUUGUUUUGUAUUUUUGCAGCAACACAAAUUCAAUGUUGUGGACAAACUUUUAACAGCAGAAUGCAAUGGCUUACAUGUGCCAGAUCAGAUCCUGGAUGUUUGAAGAUUUGAAUGUCACAGCCCUUUGUAAAACAGGACCUGUGGUUCAAGCUGAUGGUGCGUUCGAGAUGUUUAAAAAUAUUACUUGUCAAAAAUUUGCCCGUCAAAAAUUUGAGGAUUGGAACAGAUGCAUUAUUGGCUGACGCUGAGAGAUUAUGAACACCGCAAAAUGUCGAAUCAACAUUCUCCAACUUAACCUUUUACCUCAACCCCCGGAAACAAGUCUGUCAAUUCUUUGCAAGCAAGAAGGAAGACGCAGGUGUUUGAGUUUGGUAGACUUAAUUAACCCUAACUCGUUAGGGUCUUUUUACUAGGGCACAUCCUCCAUCCUCCAAAAUCCUCCAAUUGCCCAACUUCAAAAACUGCAUUCAUGUUCAAUCCUCCAAAAUCCUCAGAGGAUUUUGGAGGAUUGAGGUGGGUUAAUCCAUAAUGGUUGGUGAUGACCAAUGACCACCGUUGCAAAUCAUGCACGCACCACUCUCGGCAAUUUUAACAAUGCGUUGUUUUAUUCAAAUGCAAUUUUAUAAAUGUUCAUCUAAAGGUAAAGUGCGGUCACUGUAAAAACUGAACAGGUGAUGUGCGACGAAUGUUUUGCUUGCAUGGUCUUUGUCAUUUUUUUCCGGGGGGGAGCACUUAUUAGCGGUAAAGUGACAAUUCAUUAACGGUGGUAGGGGGCCAAUUCCAAGGUAUUUUCGAGCGACAGACGGGAGAGAACAUUCUCUUAAAAUGGUUGAGAACUCCUCUGCCGAGGAGGACCUAAAUUCGGUGAUUUUUCCUUCUCAAGUUGAUUACUUAAUCGAUAUUUUUUGUGUGUACAAAUGAAUAAUCGCUAUAUUUUUAUAUUGUUCAUUGCAUGAUGUUUUGUGCUUGUAAGCUUAUAAUAUAAUUACAAUUGACAUUGUAAAGUUACUUUACACGUGAGGUUAUACGCUUGAUUUUGGGCAGUUCCGUGCGAAAGUAGAGGUCACACUCUAUGACUUUGUUGGUAUUUGUAAUUCAUCUAUCAAAAGUUUUUUAAUGCCCAGUGGAAUUAAAGGUUACGGGAUUACCUAUUGUUUUCACUUGUUUGAAAAUUUUCCAAAGAAAAUUGCGGAUAACAAUGUAGUCAGUUAUAGUAAUGUCGAAGUUCACCGUCUCAUGGAAUUGCCCUUUAAUCUUGCUACUGUUGCUAGCAUCAAAUUUUAAAAAUAUAACAAUCCAGACCAGUGGCAUGUUACUAACAUUUCUCUUAUAAUGUGAUCAGAAUAUUUAGAAUUCACCCUGUGCCUCCAUUAAAAGAAUAACUUGUAAAUUAAGAAUAGCUUUUCUUUAUUACAUGAUAUCCAAAGAAUGCUAAGAAAUCACAGAGUAGGUCUUAGAGAAAAAUAUAAGUUUUCUUAGCCCCGUAUCCAGACCUAUAGGAAUAGGUAUUAGUAAUUAUUUCCUUCUCGUGUUAUAUGUACAUUAUUUGUUUUUAAUUAGGUUAUGUUUCUUAACGUCUUCUCUUCGGUUUCAAACCCUCUAUGUUUUGUGUUCAUCGCCCCAAGUUAAGUUGUGAUGUUGAAAAGUAUUGUAUACAAACCUCCCGACUGUCAAAAUGUUGUAAGUCAUUUGUUAUUAUUUUGAACUUUAGAGAGGUAAACCAAACAACGGAGUGUGUGUUUUGAAAAUAGCGUGAACUGAAUAAGGGAAUUAUCAAUGAAUUUAUGAAUUUUUCUUUUUUUGCUUCUCUUUCCUAUUCAACUAUUCCAUCUGUUGGGUGAUUAUGAUGAUAAAUGUUGUCCUGAACACCUGUUCAGUAAAUGCCGUCAUUGAUGCAUGCUCAUGAAUAUGUGUCCCUAGUCCCCAAAAGGUGCUUCGUGUAAAUAAAAAUAAAGCUUUA